Molecule: messenger RNA, 657 nt
Organism: Rasamsonia emersonii CBS 393.64
Lineage: Eukaryota; Fungi; Ascomycota; Eurotiomycetes; Eurotiales; Trichocomaceae
Product: C2H2 finger domain protein
Exons: 1
Source: RefSeq, a predicted model, not a curated record
UACGCUAGAGGAACUGCGGUUGGUUACGCCUUUUUAAUCCUCCCUUUUCAGCAGGGAGUCUGUUCUGCUAGAUGUCGUCUUGCUGAUCUUUGGUAUCUAUCUAGGGCUCACGAAUCCGAGAAGCAAUAUUCGUGUCAGUUCUGCAAUAAUCGGUUUAAAAAUAAAAACGAGGCCGAGCGGCACCAGAAUUCUCUCCAUUUGCGCCGCCAUUCGUGGUCUUGUGCUGCGCUUCCUAGCUAUCAGGCUGCCUUCCACCCAUCUACAUCACCCAGUGCACAGACCAGCGCGGGUCCAUCUCACGACACCUGCGGUUAUUGCGGCGAGGAAUUUCCCAAUUUUCCUCAAGCAGACUGGGAGCGUCGGUUUGAGCACUUGACUAGUGUGCACAAAUUCGGCGAGUGCAACAAUGUCAAGAAAUUCUACCGGGCGGAUCACUUCCGACAGCACUUGAAGCACAGCCAUGCGGGCACGAGCGGCAAGUGGACCAAUAUUCUUGAAAAUGCCUGCAUGAAGGAGGAGCCACAGUCUGAGGCCAGACUGGGUAACAUCAAUGAACAGGGAUCCAGAAGACCGGACCAUACGAACGGUGGAGCUGGCUCCACAACGUCAGGCACGCGUACCUCGAAUACUAUCGACGAGGUCAUGGACGAAUCGUGA